CUCCCGCGCGAGGCGCGGCGCGGCGCGGCGCGGCUCCCAGACUUCACCCCACCCAGCUCUGGCGGCCUAAGCAGCCGCAGGAAACUGCCCCAGUCUGGGGAGGGGGGCGGGAAUGCAAGACCAGGACUCCUGGCUGGCCUGCAAGCUUUGGUCUCGACAGCUAGGAAACUCCUGCGGGCCGAUUCUGCAGAUCGAGGAGCUCCCGGGUUAGGAGACUCAGCCCCGAGCAAUUGGGGUAAGAGACCCUACCUGGCUGAUGCUCCUUCCUCAAACAAUACAACGCCCUCCAGCACUAGACGCCUAGGUGGGAUUCCGAGUGGAGCGGGGGCUCGGCGGGCCAGUCCUUAGCAACCCGGGGCUAAGACGGGGCGUGGAGAGGAGCAGGCUGGGACGCGGCGGCAGCGCCUGGCGCACUGGAAGUGCAGAGAACGCGCUCGCCUGCCUAGGCUGCCGCGCCCUUGACCUCGAGUUUCAGCAGGAAUCUGGGUGGAGGAAUAAUUGAGGAGCCCACGGAACUGACUAGCAACCGGGAGACAAGACUGGUCUCCGCGGUCCUGCAGCCCUUUCCUUCGUUUGCUCCAUGCCCAAGAGCUGCGCUCCAGAGCAGUGGCGAGGAGAGACAUGGAAGAAACCGGCACACGGUGCGCCCCGCCGCCGCCCGCGGGCUCCCAGACCGGGGUUCCUCAAGCCAAUCUCUCUUCUGCUCCCCACAACUGCAGCGCCGAGGGCUACAUUUACCAGGACUCCAUCGCCCUGCCCUGGAAAGUACUACUGGUCAUGCUGCUGGCACUCAUCACCUUGGCCACCACGCUCUCUAAUGCUUUUGUGAUCGCCACUGUGUACCGGACCCGGAAGCUGCAUACCCCAGCCAACUACCUGAUCGCCUCCCUGGCGGUCACCGACCUGCUCGUAUCCAUCCUGGUGAUGCCCAUCAGCACCAUGUACACGGUCACCGGCCGCUGGACGCUGGGCCAGGUGGUCUGCGACUUCUGGCUGUCGUCGGACAUCACCUGUUGCACUGCUUCUAUCCUGCACCUCUGUGUCAUCGCCCUGGACCGCUACUGGGCCAUCACGGACGCCGUGGAAUACUCAGCUAAAAGGACUCCCAAGAGGGCUGCGGUCAUGAUCGCGCUGGUGUGGGUCUUCUCUAUCUCCAUCUCGCUGCCACCCUUCUUCUGGCGUCAAGCCAAAGCCGAGGAGGAGGUGUCGGACUGCGUGGUGAACACCGACCACAUCCUCUAUACCGUUUACUCCACGGUGGGCGCUUUCUACUUCCCCACCCUGCUCCUCAUCGCCCUCUACGGCCGCAUCUAUGUGGAAGCCCGCUCCCGGAUUUUGAAACAGACGCCCAACAGGACCGGCAAGCGCCUGACCCGAGCCCAGCUGAUAACCGACUCCCCCGGGUCCACGUCCUCGGUCACCUCCGUUAACUCGCGGGCUCCCGAUGUGCCCAGCGAAUCCGGGUCCCCCGUGUACGUGAACCAAGUCAAAGUGCGAGUCUCCGACGCCCUGUUAGAGAAGAAGAAACUCAUGGCCGCUAGGGAGCGCAAAGCCACUAAGACCCUGGGGAUCAUACUGGGAGCCUUUAUCGUGUGUUGGCUGCCCUUCUUCAUCAUCUCCCUAGUGAUGCCUAUUUGCAAGGAUGCUUGCUGGUUCCACCUGGCCAUCUUUGACUUUUUCACGUGGCUGGGCUAUCUCAACUCCCUUAUCAACCCCAUCAUCUAUACCAUGUCCAAUGAGGACUUCAAACAAGCAUUCCAUAAACUGAUACGCUUUAAGUGCACAGGUUGA
Molecule: messenger RNA, 1791 nt
Organism: Enhydra lutris kenyoni (northern sea otter)
Lineage: Eukaryota; Metazoa; Chordata; Mammalia; Carnivora; Mustelidae
Product: 5-hydroxytryptamine receptor 1B
Exons: 1
Coding region: 622-1791 (389 amino acids)
Biological process (GO): vasoconstriction; regulation of behavior; chemical synaptic transmission
Cellular component (GO): plasma membrane
Molecular function (GO): G protein-coupled serotonin receptor activity
Source: RefSeq, a predicted model, not a curated record